AUGGAAUUCUUCCGGAACCAGUGUCAGCAGAUGCUCAUGGGAGAGGGGAAGACCACGGUGAUUGCACCUCUUUUGGUGCUUCUACUUGCAGACACCAACAGGUUGAUAUGCUCCUGCAUGCCAUCAGCAUUGCUUGACAUGCUUGGGGCCCAGUACUGGCAGCGCCUGACCUCGACGAGUGUUUUUUUGGGUCGCUAUGCCGCUAUGCUAUGCUGUUUGGUGGCUUUGAUGCGGCACUUUUCCAGUUCCAAAGUGAUGGCUUGCUACAAACAGUCCAACCAGCACCAAAACUUCAUCCGGUGGGUUUGUCUGAAAAUAUUGGAGGAAAGCCAGAAACCCAUGGUUUACCAUAAUUUUUCCUCGCAGACGUCCUGGAACUACGCUAAGAUCAACUGA
This is a messenger RNA of Cladocopium goreaui, 396 nucleotides long. The record is from the annotation of a GenBank genome assembly. Lineage: Eukaryota; Dinophyceae; Suessiales; Symbiodiniaceae.